AUGGCGGCUACCGACCACGCUCCUGGGCCUGCUCUCACCCAGCCUCUACAAGCACGACAUGUGAGUGGGACCCCCCAAGCAGACCGCAUAGCAGCACAACUGUGGGCCAAAAUGUCACAGAUGCGAGCAGCCCAAAUGGUCUCUCAGCAACCCACCGCCCCUCAACUGCUAAACCGGCUCCGUAAAGCGCAACCAAGCCACGAACUGCACCCGGUGUUGGCAGCCCAGAGGCAGCUAAGAGGCACCCAGACAAAAUCUCCGCUAACCAUGAGCCCAAACUAUCUGACAGGCACAAACAAAAGGAAGAGAAAGAGAAGAGCGACACCUCAUUGCAAGGCUUACCCCCUAACACUUGUCAACCCAUGCCUUAUCUCACUAGGCAUAAAAUCUCCACGCUGCGCACCUGGCACCAACGGAGACGAUCCGAUCGACCCCCUGGCACUUACCGGAGCCACGAGGUGA
Pelobates cultripes (western spadefoot toad) is the source of this 462-nucleotide messenger RNA. The record is from the annotation of a GenBank genome assembly. NCBI's taxonomy places the organism in Eukaryota, Metazoa, Chordata, Amphibia, Anura, Pelobatidae.